AUGGAGAUGCAGGUGGUGAUCGAUAAUGGCAUACUCCAAGUAACAUUGUCAAAGCCGGAUGGGAUUGUCACUGGCAUACAAUACAACGGCAUCGAUAAUUUGCUAGAAGUUCAUAACAAAGAAGUUAACAGAGGCUAUUGGGAUCUCAACUGGAAUGAGCCUGGACGCCUUGCGAUCUUUGAUGUGAUAAAAGGUACUAGUUUUAAGGUGAUACUCGAAGAUGAAAACCAGGUUGAAGUAUCCUUUACAAGGACAUGGGACCCAUCCCUUAAUGGGACCCUUAUUCCCCUUAACAUCGACAAGAGGUUUAUAGUGCUUCGCGGGUCCUCCGGUUUCUAUUCAUACGCCAUUUAUGAACACUUACAAGGCUGGCCUGAUUUCACUCUCACUCAAACUCGGAUAGCUUUCAAGCUUCGAAAUGACAAGUUUCACUACAUGGCCAUAUCAGACGAUAGACAGAGAAUCAUGCCCAUGCCAGAAGAUCGUGAGCCUCCACGUGGCCAGCCGUUAGCAUACAAAGAAGCCGUUCGUUUGACAAAUCCAAUCAAUCCAGACCUUCAAGGAGAGGUGGAUGACAAGUACGAGUACUCGUGCGAGAGCAAGGACAACAAGGUCCACGGUUGGAUAUGCUUCGAUCCUCCUGUGGGCUUCUGGCAGAUCAACCCGAGUGAUGAGUUCAGAACUGGUGGGCCUCUCAAGCAGAGCCUGACCUCCCACGUGGGCCCAACUACCCUAGCUGUAAGUCCCACAUCUUUCUUCAAUCUAAUUGGCUAUGGGCCAAACAAAAUUCACAGAUCCAAUUAUCUGUCGAUCAUCAACUGA
This is a messenger RNA of Magnolia sinica, 822 nucleotides long. RefSeq lists its product as uncharacterized. The transcript is spliced from 6 exons. Gene Ontology annotation, molecular function: carbohydrate binding; catalytic activity. The coding region runs from base 1 to 822 and encodes 273 amino acids. The record is from RefSeq and is a predicted model, not a curated record. NCBI's taxonomy places the organism in Eukaryota, Viridiplantae, Streptophyta, Magnoliopsida, Magnoliales, Magnoliaceae. Gene Ontology annotation, biological process: carbohydrate metabolic process.